Spodoptera littoralis (African cotton leafworm) is the source of this 1083-nucleotide messenger RNA. The record is from the annotation of a GenBank genome assembly. Lineage: Eukaryota; Metazoa; Arthropoda; Insecta; Lepidoptera; Noctuidae.
AUGGAUUUAGCAAAAUCCUUGUUUAGUUCUCGUGAUCAUGUUGGUUAUGUGGGCCGUGAAGACCAUGAACGUAAAAUAAGUGCUGCAUUAGCUGAUGAUGACCCCGAGGAUAUGAUUGAUGCGAUACGAGGACUAAACAUCGCUGACGAGCUGCUUCCAGCGCCAGGUGGUCCAUUUUCAGCAUUAACGCCUAGUAUGGUACCCCAAGACAUAAUGGCUAAAUUGGCACAACCAGAAUCUGAAGGUCACGGUGGUGGUCUCCCGGAUUACAGAUUUGACGAGUUUGGGUUUUGUGUUGAAGAAGAAGAUGGACCAGAACAGAGUUCGAACAAAUUACUAGCAGAUGCUUUUGUUGAAGAUGAUCAACACCGUCUACAAUGGGAAUUUUACAGCAAAGAAAUAAACUUUUCUGAUGGUGAAGGGAAACUAGAGAAAACUGAUAAAUUGCAGAAAAUGGUAAAAGAUGGUGUACCUCAUUCACUUCGCCCUCAGGUUUGGAUGCAUUUAUGUGGUGCUAAUAAGAAAAGGGCUUCUACAGAAAUAACAUACCAUGAAAUUGUACGAGCAUCUAGUGAUGAUGGAUUGGUAACUAGUAAACAAAUAGAAAAGGAUUUGGUACAAAUAUUACCUAACAAUGUUUGUUUCUCACAUCCAACCAGUACAGGUGUGCCGAGAUUACGUAGAAUACUGAGGGCACUGGCGUGGCUAUAUCCUGAUAUUGGUUACUGUCAGGGCACUGGAAUGAUUGCAGCAUCAUUAUUGCUUUUAAUGGAGGAAGAAGAUGCAUUUUGGAUAAUGUGUACUACUGUGGAAGAUUUACUGCCUGCAUCAUAUUACUCAUCCACAUUGAUAGGAAUACAAGCUGACCAAAAAGUAUUAAGAAGUCUUAUUUCAACAUAUUUGCCUGGAAUAGACCAGGUUUUAAAUGCCCAUGACAUUGAACUCUCUUUAAUAACAAUGCAUUGGUUUUUGACCCUGUAUGCUAAUGUUGUGCAUGAAAAUUUUACUAAGGAUUUGGGAUCUCUUCUUCUUGGAUGGUUCUUUGGUCCUAUUCAAGAUCACCUUGGCCAUGUUGAAAAUUAA